Spirodela intermedia is the source of this 492-nucleotide messenger RNA. The record is from the annotation of a GenBank genome assembly. Lineage: Eukaryota; Viridiplantae; Streptophyta; Magnoliopsida; Alismatales; Araceae.
AUGAAAUUUGUGCAGGAAAAUAUUUUUUCGAGAUUUGGAUGUCCUAGAGUGAUUAUUAGUGAUGGAGGAACACAUUUUACAAAUAAACAUUUCAGAGAAUUGUUGAAAAAGAAUGGAGUACACCAUAGAGUAGCCACUCCAUAUCAUCUCCAAACAAAUGGGCAAGCUGAAGUAGCAAAUAGGGAAAUUCAAAGAAUUUUGAGAAAAAUAGUCAAACUAGAUAGGAAAGAUUGGCCCACGAAAUUACAAGAUGCAUUAUGGGCUUAUAGAAUAGCUUAUAAAAAUCCCAUAGGUAUGUCCCCAUUUCGCCUCAUUUUUGGAAAGCCAUGCCAUCUUCUUGUGGAAAUAGAGCAUAAAGUAUUAUGGGCUAUAAAAAAUUUAUGUAUGGAUGAAAAAUCAGCUGGUGGGAAUAGAAUUUUUCAGCUACAUGAACUAGAGAAGUUGAGGAAUGAAGCUUAUGAAAAUCAUAGAAUAUAUAAAGAAAAAAACUAA